UAAAUUUAUUUUAAUUGCGAAAUAAUGUUACUGGACGCUGGUCACCAGUUCCCUGGGCUGGGAGUUGGAACAUUUGCAAGGCAUCACACAGCAAGCGAUAUGCAGGAAAGAGACUUGAGUUUAGCGCAAAACAGCUUCGUAGAUACGGCGCACAUGGGCGCUUUUAAACUGAACCACGAUCUUUCUCCCGGACAGAGUUCUGCAUUCACUUCUCAAGCACCCGGUUAUCCCGCCGCGGCGUUGGGCGCGCACGCGGCUCAUGUCACGUCGUACGCGAGUUCGCCGUUUAACUCAACACGGGACUUUCUCUUUCGCAGCCGAGGUUUCGGAGAAUCGUCCCCGGCGAGCAGCCAGCAUGCCAUCUUCGGCCCCACUGCGGGGUCUCUUCAUCAUUCCCACGCAGACAGUCAAGGCCACAUUCUGUUCCCUGGGAUUCACGAUCAGCAUGGGUCCCACGGAUCUCCAAACGUACUCAACGGGCAGAUGCGACUUGGACUACCGGGUGAGGUUUUCGGGCGGUCAGAUCAGUACCACCAGGUCUCCAGCCCUAGGACCGACCCCUACUCAGCUGCCCAACUGCACAACCAGUACAGCUCUAUGAAUAUGAACAUGGGGAUGAACAUGGCAGCUCAUCACCACCACCCGGGUGCCUUCUUUCGUUACAUGAGGCAGCAGUGCAUCAAACAAGAACUCAUCUGUAAGUGGAUUGAUCCGGAGCAACUGAGCAACCCCAAGAAGAGUUGCAAUAAAACUUUUAGCACAAUGCACGAGUUGGUCACCCACGUCUCAGUCGAGCACGUCGGUGGACCAGAGCAGAGCAACCACGUCUGCUUUUGGGAAGACUGUCCCCGGGAAAGCAAACCAUUUAAAGCUAAAUACAAACUGGUCAAUCACAUCCGCGUGCACACGGGAGAGAAACCUUUCCCCUGCCCUUUCCCUGGCUGCGGGAAAGUCUUCGCACGCUCAGAGAAUUUGAAGAUUCACAAGAGAACACACACAGGGGAAAAACCAUUUCAGUGUGAAUUUGAAGGCUGCGACAGACGCUUUGCGAACAGCAGUGAUCGAAAGAAACACAUGCACGUUCACACUUCAGACAAACCGUAUCUUUGCAAAAUGUGUGACAAGUCAUACACCCACCCCAGCUCUCUUCGAAAGCACAUGAAGGUUCACGAAUCAUCACCGUCAGCGUCCGACUCGUCGCCGGCAGCCAGCUCCGGAUACGAGUCGUCUACGCCCCCCGGUCUGGUGUCCCCCUCCACUGAGACCCAAAGCAACAACAAUCUGUCGCCUUCGUCAGCGGUGCACAACUCCAACGGACACGGCACCCUGUCGUCCAAUUUCAGCGAGUGGUAUGUUUAGGACUGUGUCAGUCCAGAAACAAUAACUUCACACACAACUCCUAAAAAACGGAGUCCAAAUAAGACUUACACAACUGAAUCUAUACAAAACCGAACUACAAUAUUAUGCGCUAUCCCACCAGGAGUCAUCCACAUCAACCGAAGAAAUGUGCACAAGAUGCACUGCAUAUUUUGUAAAUAAUAUACGCCUCUUUCCCAAUGGUUGUAAUAGAUUUUGUCAGUUUUUGGUGUAUAGAUGUUGCUUCAAUGGUAGGUAUUUCUCUAACCGGACUUUUUAGUGCACAUAUUACGAUAAAAGUUGUAUUAUGGUAAUAAAUAUUGUGAUCCCAUUAAGGCAAAUUGAUUGUACGUAAACAUCUAUUAACUGGAAAGAGUGCCAAAGUCUACACUUUACGAAGACAGACACAAUAUUUGCUUGUGAAUGUACAUUUUAGUUUGCUGGGCUUAACUUGUGAUGUUUUGUGCUUUGCAAGUUUGAAUUGUGAAAUAUAUUUGGAAGAUUGUGAGGAAAAUAAACGUCGUGCCGUUAAAUUUUCUGUAACCACACCCUUCCUUUUGUAAAUAUCGAAUGCCAUAUUUAUCCAUUUGUAAUUAAAUUAUGGUAUUUACUUGCUACAGAUGAAACAAUAUUUAUAAAGAAUGUUUCUUUACUAUAAAUAUGUACAAUUAUGAGCUGAGGGCAGGUGUUUUGUUAUGUGUUUUUGUUGAAAGUUUAAGAGGUGUUUUCUCCAUUAUUGUGAUAAAAAAUUUUACUGCAUACAAAUAUAAUAAAAUGUGGUGCAAGUGUUAAACUGUU
This is a messenger RNA of Electrophorus electricus (electric eel), 2154 nucleotides long. It is a transcript of the gene zic2a, whose product is annotated as zic family member 2 (odd-paired homolog, Drosophila), a. Gene Ontology annotation, cellular component: nucleus. The record is from RefSeq and is a predicted model, not a curated record. Lineage: Eukaryota; Metazoa; Chordata; Actinopteri; Gymnotiformes; Gymnotidae. Gene Ontology annotation, molecular function: RNA polymerase II cis-regulatory region sequence-specific DNA binding; DNA-binding transcription factor activity, RNA polymerase II-specific. Gene Ontology annotation, biological process: regulation of transcription by RNA polymerase II.